Messenger RNA from Cuscuta epithymum, 1021 nucleotides. The record is from the annotation of a GenBank genome assembly. Lineage: Eukaryota; Viridiplantae; Streptophyta; Magnoliopsida; Solanales; Convolvulaceae.
AAGUGUAUAGUUUCCUUAAGAUCAAAUCAUACCACUCACAGAAAAAAAUCAAAUAAUACAACGAGACAGGAUUUAGCAGAAAUUAAAGCAAUGGAUGAUGCAAGUCCAAGUUCUCCAUCUUACAUUUAUGAAGAUUUUGAUCCAAAAUGCAGAAUCCACAACAAGGCAACACAUGACGCUCUCACCUUUUAUUUACCACCCGGUUUCUCACUGGACCAUAUCGCUCUUCUAUCAAUCGGGAUUCCGACACAAAGCUGGAUACAGAUCUUCGGGCACAGGCCGUGUGAAGAUGAAGGCUGCCCCCAGAAGUGGAUCCGAUUUUUCAAGGAAUUCAAUCUUUCAAGCAACUGCGACUUGAGGGGCGUCCGUAUGAGAAUGAAACUAGAUGAUGACAACGAUAAUCAUAAUCUGUACAUAACCCAACACAAACCGCCAUCCAUGUUUAAUAUUCCGGCCGUCCGGGAAGAACAAAUGUCAAUUUCUCUCCAUGAAGACAUCUAUAAAGAUGUUGAUGAUGUGGUCUGGGAGCUGAAGAUGGGAUCGCCUGAAUUUGAUACUCUCCUCCUCUAUUUACCGUCCCCAGGUUUCACUAAAAACCAAGUAAGCGUUCGAUUAACGGAAUCUCAACGGCUCCUCGAGAUCAGUGGACAUACAUAUGACUUAACGGCAUAUUCCGGCGGACAACUCCGUGUUCCGCCUGGAUUUAAAUUGGUGACUCGGUUUUCUAAGAACAUCUCCGUUUCAUGUAACUACGAUUCGGACCGGAUCGAGAAGAAAAUUCAAUACGGUAUCCUGUACAUAACACUUCCCAAAGUCAUUACGAAGAGAGAAAAUCCGAUUUCUACAUCCCAACUGAUUAAAAAGUUACAGAACAUGAUGAAUGGGGCUCUGACCAUCUGGUUAAAUUGUUGUACUUGGUCAAAGUAACUAUUACUCCGUAUUACAUUUCUCCUUCUAUUGGCUUUGCCAAUUUUCAAUUAGGUGGGAAAAGUUACUACUCCCUCCGUCCCUUAAAACUUUG